GCAGGCUUAGCAAAAGUCCAUCUGGGGGAGCUGCUGAGUUGCUUUCACCAGAGAAAGCUCCUGGUGGUUCUCCAAUGUGGCUGUAUUUUCCUUUUGUGUGUGCAUUUUUCUCUUGGGCGGAAAUAUUGUGUCGCUACCCAUCUGAAUGCACUGAAUCCUUCUCAGCAUUGUUUUCCCUCUGAUGGAAGAACCCACGGCUUCUCUUAGCCCGACCAAAAGACAAUCCCUGAAAAUAUGAACUUGGCAACGUUCACAAAAUCCUGGAUACUUUGGGGUUGUGCUGCCAUUAGGAAAACUGGCUUCACUCUGAGGGGAAAUGCUUCAUCCACUGCAAAGAGAAUGCCAAGGGCUGAAAUGAGAUUGCCUUCUGGAGGAUCCCUAUCAUGAAUCGAUACACAACUAUCAAACAGUUGGGAGAUGGGACAUAUGGCUCUGUCCUCCUAGGAAGAAGUAUUGAAUCAGGAGAGCUGAUUGCCAUUAAGAGGAUGAAGAGGAAAUUUUAUUCCUGGGAGGAAUGCAUGAACCUUCGUGAAGUCAAGUCCUUGAAGAAACUUAACCAUUCCAACAUAGUGAAACUAAAAGAAGUUAUCAGAGAAAAUGAUAAUCUGUACUUUGUAUUUGAGUAUAUGAAAGAAAAUCUUUAUCAGCUAAUGAAAGAAAGGAACAAAUUGUUCCCAGAGUCCACUGUCAGGAAUAUUAUGUAUCAGAUUCUUCAAGGCCUUGCAUUCAUACAUAAACAUGGUUUUUUCCACAGGGACUUAAAACCUGAGAAUCUCCUUUGCAUGGGACCAGAACUUGUGAAAAUAGCAGAUUUUGGCCUUGCCCGUGAAAUUAGAUCUAGACCUCCCUACACAGACUAUGUUUCAACACGGUGGUACAGGGCUCCUGAAGUGCUCUUGAGGUCCACUAACUACAGUUCUCCCAUUGAUAUCUGGGCUGUUGGUUGCGUCAUGGCAGAAGUGUAUACCCUCCGGCCCCUCUUUCCCGGGAGCAGUGAAAUUGAUACCAUUUUCAAAAUUUGCCAAGUGCUGGGAACGCCGAAAAAGAACGAUUGGCCCGAAGGCUACCAGCUGGCAGGCACCAUGCAUUUCCGGUGGCCCCAGUGUGUUCCAAAUAACCUAAAGACCCUCAUCCCUAAUGCCAGCAGCGAGGCCAUCCAGCUCAUGAGAGACAUGCUGCAGUGGGACCCCAAAAAGCGGCCGACCGCCAGUCAGGCACUUCGGUAUCCUUACUUCCAAGUUGGCCAAACCCUGGGCCCUUCUCAGUCUAUCCGGGAGCUGGGAAAGCAACAGCGAGACCUUCCUGACAAAGGCCAAAGCUACCUUAAACCUGUUCCACCAGCGGCACUCCCGCCUAAAGCACAAAGUGGCCUCUCCUUGAGACCAUGUCCACAGAGCCAUUCCUCCCAAUCCCUGACCUACCCGCACAAAGCAGACUCGUCCGCGAGGGACCCCUUAAAGGAAGCCAAGCCAAGCCAGGUGGUCUUCCCAGCCAUUCACGCCAAGCUUUCUCUCCAGACAACUUCCAUUGCCACAGAAGAAGCCAAUGUUGACCUCAAACCAAAGAACCGACAUAAAUGGGGCCACAUUAUUGGAACACUAAAAAGUUCUGAGGAGUGGGAUACUGUGGAAGAGAGUGAUAGGAAGUCUUCCCUCAGCAGAACGGACUUUAAAAACAAAGGGCAGAUUGAUGAUGCUCUUUGUAGAUUUGAAAGUAUUUUGGACCUGAAACCUUCAGCCUGCAUAGGGACGGGAAACAGCGCACCUUCCUACCUUCAACAGGACAUGCCAACACGCCAAGUUUCUGCAGCCAAACAACAUUACUUGAAACAUUCUAGGUAUUUACCUGGAAUAAGCCCAAGAAAUAAUUUGGUAUCUAGUUCAAGCAAAGAUUCUGUCCUACCAAAUCCAUGGCCAAGUUCUAGUUUGCCUAGAAAGACGUCGGCAACAGCAGGCGGGAUCACCAGGCUGAAUACCAAUUGCACAGGAUCAAGUGGCCUAAUGGGUGCUUAUGUCCCUUCCUUUCUGAAAAAAGAAGUUGGCUCUGCUGGCCAGAGAGUGCAGUUGGCACCAAUUCUUGAUCCGCCUCCUGCAGAUUCAUCUUCUCAAUACAGUUCCUUGAAGACGAUCCGACCUCAUAUUGUGAGGCCAUCAUUUAACCUGGCUAUGAAAAGCACACCAGGGUUUCUGCCAGCCCCACCGCCUGUUCAACCUGUGCAUGGAAGGAUUGACUGGUCUUCAAAAUAUGCUGCUCACCGCUGAAUUAUGGGAUUGGCGCAUGCGUUCCAUGACACUGGCUAAACAUCCAGGCUCCUGUAACAUUUCUCCCGUCCGUAUUUUCUACAACCGAGACAUUUCAGGAUCUUUUAAGAGAGUUUACUUUUUAGUUGUAUGUAUUUGAAUGCAAAGUUGUGUAACUUUUGUAUUGUUCUUAUUUUACGACUGAGGCAUUUAUUUUCAUAGGACCAAUGCACAUUUGUAUAUCAGCAUAGAAUUGUGGGGAAAAAAUUUUUUUUUUUGUUCUGGGGGCUUUUUUAAAUAACUUUUG
Thamnophis elegans (Western terrestrial garter snake) is the source of this 2547-nucleotide messenger RNA. RefSeq names its product ciliogenesis associated kinase 1 (gene CILK1). Gene Ontology annotation, molecular function: ATP binding; protein serine/threonine kinase activity. Gene Ontology annotation, biological process: protein phosphorylation; intraciliary transport; cilium assembly. Gene Ontology annotation, cellular component: cilium; cytoplasm; nucleus. The transcript has 14 exons. Bases 384 to 2261 code for a protein of 625 amino acids. Lineage: Eukaryota; Metazoa; Chordata; Lepidosauria; Squamata; Natricidae. The record is from RefSeq and is a predicted model, not a curated record.